CAGCUUUAGCGGUGUCCCUCGCAUAAGGGAGCCAAGACCAUCUGCAGCUAGUGGCUCUGAUGCAUAUAGCGCCCCCUUCAACGGAUCCCACCGGGUGGCCAGGCCAGAUGCAGGCCGCGAGCCGCGACCGGGCGGCUCAGCUGCCUCAGCCCUCCCCUCGCCCUCGUCGAUUAGCUUUGUCAAUUCUCCUUCAGUCAACAACGACGGCAGCACCACCUACCGUGUCACUACCACCGGUCGCGCCUUCCCAUCCACCCUAGCCACCACCAUCAACAGUCCGGUUUCUACCACAUCCAGCUGCCCCAUCCGGCCCGGCUCACUACCGGGCCAAACCUCAAGCGGGUCCUUACCUUCCGCCUCCUAUGCGGAAUCUCCGGGAUCCCUUACCAGCAGAAUCUCCUCGGGACUGGCUGCCGGGGCGCCGGCUGCCGCUGGCAGCCAAGUCCUCCUUAGCGGCACUUCGCUCGCGCAGCUAGCCAUCAGCUCCUGUACCUCCGCAGAACAGCAGCUUCGGGAGCUGCUAGAGGAUCGCCCUGUUCAGUCAUCCUACGCCCCGUCACCGGUGGCGGUGGCGCCGACAAAUUCCGCGCCGCUGCCGCAGCUUGCCGCCACCAUGGCGGCCGCGACUACGGCGUCGUCGUCAAUGUCAUCCAUGCCGCCGCCGCUGACGUCGCGCCGGGUGCCCGCGGCUUCAGUAAUGGGAUCCGCGGCCUUGACGGCUUCGUCGCCGCAGCUGCCGUUUCCUCUGACUGGCUUGGGUGUGCCGGGACGCACGGAUGCGCAGCGCUUCGCAGUCUCGGCCUGCUCCUCCCCAGUCACGUCGCCGGUGCCGCCACGGUACGACAGCUCAGCUGCCGGUGGCGGCGGUGGCGGGCUGCUUGCAGCAUUGCUGGACCACCGGCAGACGCUGCCGCCAACGCACCCCUCUGCCGCCCCGGCCGUCUCACGGGCUGACCGUGUGACGCGCUUUGCAGUGCCCAGCACGGAGACCGGAGGCGGCGGCGGCGGGGCACAAGCCGUGGGCCCGCACGGGUAUGGGGAGGGGACUUCCCAGAGGAAUAGCGGCGGCGGCGGAGGCAGCCGAGAUCCGCCGCUGGCGCCGCACGCUGCUUCCACUGUGGAACAGCAGCAGCUGCCGGAGGGACCGACGGCUGCGGCGGCAACAGCAGCAGGUCAACAUCAAGAACAGCUGCCGUCGCCACCAGCACCACCACCACAGCAGCAGCAAGAUCAGGAGGAGAAUCAUGAAACCGAACAGGGCAAACAGAAGCGUGCAGGCGUUCUGUGGGCUUCGAUCAGCUCAACAACCGGAAGGGAGUCCGCGGAUGGAGAUCCCCACAAUCAACACAAUCAUCACCACCACCCUUAUCAGCAGCCGCCGGCAGCCGCGCCGGCGGUCACUGCCGCCGCAAUGCGAGCCGUGACGGAGCUGAAGGACAUGGACGAGUUUAGCCUCGUAGCUGCGGUACGGCAGCGGCAGCAGCAGCUGGCGCAGCGGACCCAGGCCGCCUCCGUGGCGGCGGCCAACUCCAGUAAGCACCAUCCGCAUGGCCAGCCCUCCGUGAAGAGAUUUGCCAGUAUGGUGGGCAACCGCUCCGUGCAUCAGCAGGGCCAACAGCAGAGCCAGGAGCAGCUGCGCAAGUCCCUGGGAGACACUUCGUCGCUCUUGGGGGCUCUGGGCAUGGUCAUGGGCGGCCAUGCGGGCUCGCACCAGCACCAGCACGGCGCGUCCCUGCCGCAGCUGCCGGCCGGAUCGACGCGCCCGAGUAUUACGCUGGCGGAGGGGGGAUCCCUGGACGCUGCUGCGUUGGCGAGCGGCGAUGGCGGCGGUGGCAUGGGCGAUAUGAGCACGGCAUCCCCCAGACGUCCGUCGCUGACAUCCGUCGCGGUUCUGCAGCAGGGGGCCGAGCAUGGCGGCGACGGCAGCGGGAGCGGGUCGUUCUUGCCGGCAGUGAUGAUGUCGCCGCGGCAUUCGACAGCUGCUGCGCCAAACGCCGGCCACGGGCCCGUGUUCAGCAGCGGCAGUAGCAGCGUGCGUAUCUUGUCGACAUCUGUCAGUGCGGUGUCGGCGUCGGCAGCAGCGUCGGCAGCUGCCGCCAUCGCUGCCGCCAGCCGCGGCAGCGGUAGCGCGCCGACGGGACUGAGCAGUCCACAGCAUUCGGGAGGGGAGCUUGUGGCGGGUCCGACGUCUGGCAGUAGCAACGGCAGCAAUGGUACGGCAGGCGGGAUAUACGUGACGGCGGCGGGGCCGGCGGCGGCGGAGACGGCAGAGGCGGCUGUACGGGCGCUGGCAGCGCGGUUUGGAUCUGCCGUACUUCCGGACGCGCGAAUUCCGUGGGAUCAGGACGAACGGGACCCGGCAAUGCGGGAUCGUCGGAAAAAACUUUUUGAGGCGCUUCAGGCCGCCAACCCCGCUGCCUACCACGAGGAGGCGGCCGAGGCGGCUGAGGCCGCCUACCGCGCCUUGUCUGAGAGGGCCCAGCUGAGGUUCCGGAAGCUCCUGGAGGAGCCCACCACACAGGAGGCCCCGCUGCGGCAACUGGAGGGCGCGUUGAGGGAGCUAACCAGCCAGCGGCCGUUCUUCCUGCCGCCAGUCAUUGUGAAACCCAAGGUGGAGCGUACCUUUGUUGAGCUGGACGCCACCCGCUUUAAGGAGUCGUCGUGGAAUGUGGACGACUCGCUGUUUGCACAGCGCAAAAAGGAGUGCGAAUCGCAUGAGUUGUACGACACGGACAAGGUUCGUUUGCAGCAAUUGAACGUCGACUGGCGCCGGGUGGUGUCUAAGACCCGGUUCAGGAGACUGGUCCUGAAGACAGACCUGGGGGUGAAGGAGGAUGGUCAGCGGCUGGACGAGGAGCUGGGUGAGGUUCGUGAGGAGCUGCAGCGGCAGUCGGACCUCAUCCCCUCCUCGGAGGCCCUCCAGCUGAGUCCCAGUGCCUGGAUGGCCUUCUGCCAUGAUGCGGGAAUUGUGGGGAAGGGAUGCACGGGAAUGGAUGUGCAGAACAUCUUCGUGGCGGUCAAUUUCGAGGAGGAGUCCGAGACGGAGGAGUCCGCUGCCAAUGAUGACGACGCCAUGGUCCGAUUUGAAUUCAUGGAGGGCCUUAUCAGGGUGGCAUUUGCCAAGUUCAUCAGUACGAAGCGUAUGACUGACGCCAGUGACGCGAUAGGGGCCUUAUUGGAGGGGGUGGCGGCCUCACCCGGAAUACCCCCGGAGGCGAGGGUUGACCCCAACGAGUGGAGACGUGUCCGGUUCUACACGGCCGAGGUGGAGGAGGUGAUCAAGGAGUACUGGGACCUGCUGGGAGGCAUCUUCAAACUGUAUAAGGCCCGGGACAGGGCUCGUUAUUUUUGGCCGGAGCACUUCUUCUCCUUCUUGGAGUCCAACCAGUUGUUGGGCGCCGCCACCGGACUCAGCCGCAAGGACGCCAAACUGAUAUUCGCGUGGAGCCAGGCGCUGGUGACGGAUGAGCUGCGGCGGCGUCAGAGGGCCGUGUCGCUGACCCUGUGGGACUUCAUUGAGGCUGUGAGUCGUGUGGCGGACGCCAUCUCACCCCCCGAUUCCCAGGACAUGGUGCAAUAUUUCCUUGAGGAGGAGGAGGACCCGCCCGAGACGGAUCGGCUGGUGUACGAGUACUACAGAUCGGUGGGCGAGGCGGGUCCGCUCCUCCGCCGGCCCUCAGCGGGCUUGCUGUCCGCCCCCACCCGGCCCCUGGCGCCCAAGCUCCGGAACCUGCUGCAGUACCUGGUGUGCACCUUGCGGGAGGCGUGGGGGGGGCACGACGUGAAGGAGGUGGCGGGCAAGGUGAUGAGGACGGCCACCUUCCUGUCGGGGGGGAUUGAAAUGGGGUGCGGCGUUUGUUCGCUGUCCUGA
Volvox carteri f. nagariensis is the source of this 3871-nucleotide messenger RNA. RefSeq lists its product as uncharacterized. NCBI's taxonomy places the organism in Eukaryota, Viridiplantae, Chlorophyta, Chlorophyceae, Chlamydomonadales, Volvocaceae. The annotation marks the transcript as partial. The record is from RefSeq and is a predicted model, not a curated record. The transcript is spliced from 16 exons.